This is a messenger RNA of Lodderomyces margitis, 1023 nucleotides long. Its product is annotated as CK1b. Gene Ontology annotation, cellular component: cytoplasm; nucleus. Gene Ontology annotation, biological process: peptidyl-serine phosphorylation; signal transduction; endocytosis. The record is from RefSeq and is a predicted model, not a curated record. Bases 1 to 1023 code for a protein of 340 amino acids. The transcript has a single exon. Gene Ontology annotation, molecular function: protein serine/threonine kinase activity; ATP binding. NCBI's taxonomy places the organism in Eukaryota, Fungi, Ascomycota, Pichiomycetes, Serinales, Debaryomycetaceae.
AUGAUUGAAAGGGUGGAAUCCAUACAUGAACACGACUUGAUAUAUCGCGACAUAAAACCAGAUAAUUUUCUUAUAGGAAGACCAGACACACCGGAAGCAAACCAAAUAUUUGUUGUUGACUUUGGAAUGGCAAAGCAGUAUCGAGAUCCCAAGACAAAAGUUCACAUACCAUAUAGAGAAAAGAAGGCUUUGAGUGGCACAGCUAGGUACAUGUCGAUUAAUACUCAUUUAGGUAGGGAGCAGCUGAGGCGGGACGAUUUGGAAAGUCUUGGCCAUGUGUUUAUGUAUUUUUUGCGGGGGUCUUUGCCGUGGCAGGGUUUAAAGGCUCCAACAAACAAACAAAAGUAUGAAAAAAUAGGGAUGAAGAAACAAACUACUUCGGUAAAUGAAUUAUGUUAUGGUUUACCUAUUCAAUUUGCUCAGUACUUGACAUACGUGAGAAACUUGAACUUUGAUGAGACGCCCGACUACAAAUACUUGGUUGGAUUGAUGGACAAAGCUAUGCUAACACUCGGCUUUGAGGAGGAUGGUCAUUAUGAUUGGAUGGAUUUGAAUAACGGCAGAGGCUGGGAUGCGGCGUUGAACAAAAAGGCAAACUUGCACGGGUAUGGAAACCCCCAUCCCCCAAGGAGGUCGCAGCUACAGCAGCAACAACAACAACUACAGCAACAAAAGAGUCAUAAUACAAAUUCACCGUCAUACCAGCGGCUCCAAAGCUAUGCAAAUUAUCCACUGAAUCAACAGCCACAGCAGCAACCGCUCUUGGGCAAGAAAUUGGAUGGCCGAAAUGCUGCUACUACUGCUGCUGGUGCGCAAAGAAGGUAUGGGUAUCAAUCAAUUAAUCAGGACUCCAAAGCUUCAAUGUUGGUAAAUGCGUACCAGCCUGGACAGGAACGAGAUUUGGAAUAUGGCGGUGAUCAGAAUGGUAUAAUCAACUCGAGAAAUGACGAGGAUCUUCAUUCAGACACUUCAAGUUUCAAUAGAAAGAAAAGCCGGUCUUGCUUCUUCUGUUGUUACAUAUAG